This is a messenger RNA of Scophthalmus maximus (turbot), 1322 nucleotides long. RefSeq names its product glutaredoxin 2 (gene glrx2). NCBI's taxonomy places the organism in Eukaryota, Metazoa, Chordata, Actinopteri, Pleuronectiformes, Scophthalmidae. The record is from RefSeq and is a predicted model, not a curated record. The coding region runs from base 89 to 607 and encodes 172 amino acids. The transcript is spliced from 4 exons.
UGCACUUCAGGCGUCAGGCUCCAGCCCCCGAGCACCGGUGCCGGUCGGUGUAGCGAGUGACUGCGCGGCCGCCCCGUCCACUAACCGCAUGUUCCACUCGGGCCAGCGGCUCGACUCUCUCCUGGCCUUGUGUUCGUUCGUCUCCAUGUUCUCUCGAGCAGGAAGUCUCCCUCGGCUCGCGUGGACCGGCUGCCGAAGAAUGGGGAACUUCACAUCGUCCACCAGCGCGGGUCAGUCCAGCGCAGCUUGUGUUCAGUAUGUCCAGGAGGUUGUGACACAGAACUGCGUGGUGAUCUUCUCCAAGACCACCUGCCCUUAUUGCAAAAUGGCCAAGAAUGUGUUCAACGAAAUCGGUGCCAACUACAAAGUGGUUGAACUGGAUGAGCACAACGAUGGGAGGAGACUGCAGGAGGCCUUGGCUCAGAUGACCGGUGCCCGAACGGUCCCGAGAGUCUUCAUCAAUGGAAACUGCAUCGGCGGCGGCUCCGACACCAAACAACUCCACCAGCAGGGGAAGCUGGUGCCCCUGAUCGAGCAGUGCGCCCCCUGCUGCGCCGCGUCCGGCUCCGACGGCUCGGGCAGCGGACAGUUCGAGUCGGCCAAAUGACUAACCGUUCUUGUCGUUCUUUUCAAUCCUGUAUUUAUUCAAUGUUUUCUCGAUCUCCUGCAACAAGCUGUACAUUGCCUGAGCAUGCCCGUUAUUUACAAAGUGCAUUGAAUACUCGAUGUUUAAAACAUACAUACGUUCUCAUCCAGGGAUGUACAGUACUGAUAUUAAAGCUGGCAUCUUUUAAACGAAAACCUCUGAAAAGUGGAACUACUUGAAAUCUCUUCUGAACUGUUUCCCUUACUGAACAUUAUUACACUUUUUCCACAAGCACGAUCGCUCCGAGCCUCAUCAAACGGUGAACAUGCUGAAGUAUUGACUCAUGGAUUUUUUUUUGCAUGUUUUGUAGCAUUGAAAGAACUACUUUAUGAUAAGUACAUUUUAUUGUAAGUAUUUGAACAUUAUAUCUUAUUGGGAAAUUUUUAUUUGCAUUGGGUGUGUCAAAAACGGCCAUUUUGUAUUUUUUUUACAGACUUGUCAAAGCAUUUUCCAUGUAAGUGUGUGAGAUUUUGGCAAUAGUUUGUUGAUGUUAUUUAAUGUUACACAGGUGGUUGUUUUUGCUAAAUGAAUGUGUGUGAGGAAUCAUAUUGCUGCUCCGUGUUAUGAAUAUUUAGAUUUAUGGGGGAAAUGUAAUAAGUCAAAACCAAUUUUUUAAAAAGUUUUAUAAAAUAUGCUGAAUGUAUUAUGAUAAUCAAUAAAUAUGAAUCAAUAUCCA